UGGAGGCCGCGCUACGGCGGCCGGGUGGGGACACGGCGCGGGGGAGGCGAAGCGAGGCGGGGAGCGGCGGGAGCGGUUGGGAAGAUGCUGGAGACGGCGGCGGUGGCGGCCGAGCCGGAGCUGGACCCCGAGGACUUGGUGCAUUUUUCGGUGGGCGAUUUGCCCAGCCGCGGUUACGGCGUGAUGGGCGAGAUCCGGCGGCAGGGCAAGCUCUGCGACGUGACCCUCAAGGUAGGCGACCAUAAGUUCAGUGCUCACCGAAUUGUUCUGGCAGCUUCUAUCCCCUACUUCCACGCCAUGUUCACCAACGACAUGAUGGAGUGCAAGCAGGAUGAGAUUGUCAUGCAGGGGAUGGAUCCCAGUGCACUUGAGGCUCUGAUCAACUUUGCCUACAAUGGUCACCUGGCCAUAGAUCAGCAGAACGUCCAGUCUCUGCUGAUGGGGGCGAGUUUCCUUCAGCUGCAGAACAUCAAAGAUGCUUGUUGCACUUUCCUCAGAGAGAGGCUUCACCCUAAGAAUUGUCUGGGAGUGCGACAGUUUGCGGAGACGAUGAUGUGUGCAGUGCUCUAUGACGCCGCCAACAGCUUCAUUCAUCAGCAUUUCGUGGAGGUAUCCAUGUCUGAAGAGUUCCUAGCACUGCCUUUUGAAGACGUCCUGGAGCUUGUUUCUAGGGAUGAGCUCAACGUGAAGUCUGAAGAGCAGGUGUUUGAAGCUGCAUUAGCUUGGAUACGGUAUGACCGAGACCAGCGAGAGUCCUUCCUACCUGAGCUCCUGUCCAAAAUCCGCCUCCCCCUUUGUCGACCCCAGUUUCUCACUGACCGUGUGCAACAAGAUGACCUGGUCCGCUGCUGCCACAAAUGCAGAGAUCUAGUUGAUGAAGCAAAAGAUUAUCACCUCAUGCCAGAGCGUCGGCCACACCUCCCGGCGUUCAAGACCCGUCCUCGGUGCUGUACUUCGAUUGCAGGAUUGAUUUAUGCUGUCGGAGGACUCAACUCAGCAGCAAAUUUUUAUGCAGGUGACUCGCUGAACGUGGUGGAAGUCUUUGAUCCCAUUGCCAACCGCUGGGAGAAGUGCCAGCCCAUGACCACGGCCCGCAGCCGAGUCGGGGUUGCGGUGGUGAACGGGCUGCUCUAUGCCAUCGGUGGCUACGAUGGCCAGCUGAGGCUGAGCACUGUGGAGGUGUACAACCCAGAGAUGGAUUCCUGGUCCAAAGUGGAAAGUAUGAACAGCAAGCGAAGCGCGAUGGGAACGGUGGUGCUGGAUGGCCAGAUCUACGUAUGUGGCGGGUACGAUGGAAACUCAUCCCUCAACUCUGUGGAGUCCUACUCUCCAGAGACAAACAAGUGGACAGUGGUGACCCCCAUGAGCUCCAACCGCAGCGCCGCUGGAGUCACCGUCUUCGAGGGCCGGAUCUACGUGUCGGGGGGGCAUGAUGGCCUGCAGAUCUUCAACAGUGUGGAGUACUACAACCACCACACGGCCACGUGGCACCCAGUGGCCAGCAUGCUCAACAAACGCUGCCGCCAUGGAGCGGCCUCGCUGGGCAGCAAGAUGUUUGUCUGCGGAGGCUACGACGGCUCGGGCUUCCUCAGCAUCGCCGAGGUCUACAGCUCCAUGGCAGAUCAGUGGUACCUGAUCGUCCCCAUGAACACCCGGAGGAGCCGAGUCUCACUGGUGGCGAACUGUGGCCGGCUCUACGCCGUGGGGGGUUACGACGGACAGUCCAACCUCAGCUCAGUAGAAAUGUACGACCCGGAGACAAACCGUUGGACGUUUAUGGCCCCGAUGGUGUGUCAUGAGGGAGGGGUUGGCGUGGGCUGCAUCCCCCUCCUGACCAUCUGAGAGGAGAGAGUUUGGGGAGGGGGGGAGACACACUCAUCUUCUCAGUGACAAUCCGGGGAGAGUGUUUCCGCCGGGGUGCGUUUCCAGGUGCUCAUUCACACACACACACACACACAAACACACAAAAAACUCAACAAACCAAUCCCCACCCUUGGCUUUUUGGGCUGAGGCUCCUCCAUGAUCAAACAUGUUGAAAUACAGUGAGUCGACGUGCUGGUGUGAGCAAGGACCUGCCCACCUUCCUCCACCCCCCCACACACCCCCCCCGUUGGCCUUUGCUGGGUGAAUCCUUCCCCUCCCUGUGGUCUGCUUCUGGCUGCACCCUUGGGAAGCCCUGGUGUAGGCCAGGGGAGCAGGGCAGGCUGAAUUAUGACAUAAAAACAGCCGCUUUAAUGACUUUGAAAAUACCCUCACACCUUCCAUCAGCAGCAAAGCAACCCUGGUACCCCGAGGGUUCGGUUUGGCUGUCGUGGUGGCUUGCUGCUGGGCAACGGAUCUCCCCUGGCUUAUUGAAACAGAAAAAAAAAC
Athene cunicularia (burrowing owl) is the source of this 2370-nucleotide messenger RNA. RefSeq names its product kelch like family member 18 (gene KLHL18). The transcript has 10 exons. The record is from RefSeq and is a predicted model, not a curated record. Gene Ontology annotation, molecular function: protein binding. Lineage: Eukaryota; Metazoa; Chordata; Aves; Strigiformes; Strigidae. Bases 85 to 1842 code for a protein of 585 amino acids.